AUGAGUGGAAUAGCGAAUGCGUGUUGGUCCUGUCUGUCGACAGUAGACCGUUGGUGUCAUAUCACGGCUUGCCUCGGCGGUAGCCGCUCGAGAGAUGGCAUCUAUGAGACCACACUGGCCGACAAUGAACGGGAAGCUGUCUCUGACUUGCUGGGCUACCUUGAAAACAGAGCUGAAACCGAUUUCUUUUCGGGAGAACCUCUUCGAUCGCUGAGUACUCUGGUCUAUUCCGAUAAUGUUGACCUACAACGAAGCGCCAGUUUGACGUUUGCUGAAAUCACGGAACGAGAUGUGCGUGAUGUCGAUCGAGACACCUUGGAACCGAUUCUUUUCUUACUCCAGAGCUCCGACAUCGAAGUCCAGCGAGCGGCGAGUGCUGCGCUCGGGAACCUUGCUGUCAAUGCGGAUAACAAGGUCUUGAUUGUUGCCCUAGGAGGGCUGGCUCCUCUUAUCCGCCAAAUGAUGUCCCAAAAUGUUGAGGUUCAAUGCAAUGCGGUCGGAUGCAUUACCAACUUGGCUACUCAUGAAGAAAACAAAGCUAAAAUUGCCCGCUCCGGUGCUUUGGGCCCUCUGAUCCGACUCGCCAAAUCCAAGGACAUGCGCGUUCAGCGCAAUGCCACAGGUGCAUUGCUGAAUAUGACCCAUUCAGAUGACAACCGCCAACAACUCGUCAAUGCCGGUGCGAUUCCAGUUCUGGUUCAACUGCUGUCUUCCUCCGACGUCGACGUUCAAUAUUACUGCACUACGGCACUGAGCAACAUCGCCGUCGACUCGUCCAACCGAAAGAAAUUGGCCCAAACAGAGUCGCGCUUGGUUCAGUCGUUGGUCCAUCUCAUGAUGGAUUCUUCUACUCCCAAGGUACAAUGUCAGGCCGCCCUGGCUCUCCGUAACCUGGCGUCCGAUGAGAAAUAUCAGCUCGAAAUUGUCCGAUCAAAGGGCUUGGCUCCUCUUCUGCGACUUUUGCAAUCCUCAUAUCUUCCUCUCAUCCUUUCUGCCGUUGCUUGUAUCCGUAACAUCUCCAUUCAUCCUCUGAACGAAUCUCCGAUCAUCGAUGCUGGUUUCCUCAAACCCCUAGUGGAUUUGUUGGGCUCUACCGACAACGAGGAAAUCCAAUGCCACGCCAUCUCGACGCUGCGUAACCUUGCAGCAAGCUCGGAUCGCAACAAGGAGCUUGUCCUCCAGGCAGGUGCAGUGCAGAAAUGCAAGGACCUGGUGUUGCGAGUUUCGCUGAGCGUUCAAUCCGAGAUGACUGCUGCUAUCGCUGUGCUGGCUCUCAGCGAUGAGCUUAAGCCCAAUCUCCUGAACCUCGGUGUGUUUGAUGUCUUGAUUCCUUUGACUGCUUCAGAGAGCAUUGAGGUACAAGGAAACAGUGCGGCUGCCCUGGGCAACCUAUCAUCUAAAGUUGCGGAUUACUCGAUUUUUGUCCGUGACUGGGCGGAUCCGAAUGGUGGAAUACACGGAUACCUGCAUCGCUUCCUCGCCAGUGGAGACCCGACGUUCCAGCACAUCGCCAUCUGGACUCUUCUCCAGCUAUUGGAAUCGGAGGACAAGAGAUUGGUCGCCUAUAUUGCGAAAUCCGAAGACCUCGUGCAGAUGGUCAGGGAAAUCUCAGAUAGGAACAUCGAGUCAGACGUGGAAGACGGCGAAGAUGGAGAGGGCGAGGUCGUUGCCCUGGCUCGGCGAUGCCUCGAGUUUCUUGGUAACGGUCCCAAACAGACCCUUGUCGAGGGCUGA
This is a messenger RNA of Aspergillus chevalieri, 1734 nucleotides long. RefSeq names its product protein anchor VAC8 (gene vac8). Bases 1 to 1734 code for a protein of 577 amino acids. Gene Ontology annotation, biological process: nucleus-vacuole junction assembly; vacuole inheritance. Gene Ontology annotation, cellular component: fungal-type vacuole membrane. The record is from RefSeq and is a predicted model, not a curated record. The transcript is spliced from 6 exons. Lineage: Eukaryota; Fungi; Ascomycota; Eurotiomycetes; Eurotiales; Aspergillaceae. Gene Ontology annotation, molecular function: protein binding; protein-membrane adaptor activity.